GGAUUUUAAAAUUGGCAAGCUGGUCAAAGAUGAUUACAAUCAACAAAAAGUAGAGAUUCUGACUGCCGUAAAAAAACUAGGAGACACACUCACAACUGAAGAACAAAUGUUUCUAUCACAAAACAGUUCAACGUCAUUAAGCAACUUUCAAAAUGUAGACGAUUCUUCGGAAGCAACACAAGUUUUAGCAGCAGCUGGAAAUGAGAUUCGAUCUCAAAAACAUUGAGUUACUUACUUUAUCCCAGAUUUUUAAUAUAACAUGGUGAAGUUGUCACUGUGUUCUAUCAUUGCUAAACACAAUGAGUUUAUUGUUAUUCCAAUAAUCAUAUAAUAUAUUAUUGAGUUAACAUAAUUCUUAUAUUUUAUGAUCCAUUUUCUAUUAAUAAACAAAAUUGUCGCAGAAAAAA
Molecule: messenger RNA, 407 nt
Organism: Ciona intestinalis (vase tunicate)
Lineage: Eukaryota; Metazoa; Chordata; Ascidiacea; Phlebobranchia; Cionidae
Source: RefSeq, a predicted model, not a curated record